AUGUCGUCGCUUUCCGCUAUUUCCCGAAUCGCCUCAAGAGCUGUUGCUCGUUCCAGUUUUAGAAUGGCCGGUGUAUCUGGAGCCCGUGCCGGAGCCAGUGCUGCUAUGUUGAAGAUGGUUUCUGGUGGAUCCAGUGGCGUUCGAUCGUUCCAUGUUUCCAGCAACCGGUUGCAAUCGGGAGCUCCUUUGUCGGCUGCUGAUGCUGAAUUGAUUGCUUCUUUGAAGAGCGAGAUCAAGAUCGAGAAAGAGGCCGAUUUGGAAGAGCCCUCGAUUGUCAAGAGUUUCUUGGAAACUUCUGGGUUCCAACUUGUCACCAAAGAUGGUAAAGACGAGGUUAAACUUGUUCGUAAAGAAGGUAAUGAGGUGAUCCAUGUUCAUUUCCAAGUUUCUGAUAUUACCAAUGGCGAGUCUUUCUUGGAAGAUGAGGAGUCGUAUGAAGAGCAAGAAGAGGGUGCUACUGAGGAGGACGAGGGUGCCCAGUUCGACGAGGAGGUAUCUACUCCUAUUAGACUCAAUGUCGUUAUUGAGAAGCCUAAAGGAGCUCUUGGAAUCGAUGCUAUUGUUGAGCAAGAUGUUAUUCUCGUUGAAUCGAUUGUUCCUUACGAGUCCGCCGAGCUCGCCACUUCUGAGACCCCCGAGGCCGAUUACACCCGUCGUAGCCAAUACCAAGGACCUCCAUUCUCUGUUCUCGACGAAAAGGUCCAAAACGCUGUUGAACAGUUCCUUGAAUCCCGUGGUAUCAACGGCGAGCUCGCUCAAUUCGUCACCGAGUACUCGUCGUACCGCGAGACCAACGAGUACAUUGCCUGGCUCGCCAGAGUCAAGGCCAUCGUCGAGUCCGAGUAA
Sugiyamaella lignohabitans is the source of this 846-nucleotide messenger RNA. It is a transcript of the gene MAM33, whose product is annotated as Mam33p. Gene Ontology annotation, biological process: cytosolic ribosome assembly. Bases 1 to 846 code for a protein of 281 amino acids. Gene Ontology annotation, cellular component: mitochondrial matrix. NCBI's taxonomy places the organism in Eukaryota, Fungi, Ascomycota, Dipodascomycetes, Dipodascales, Trichomonascaceae. The transcript has a single exon. The record is from RefSeq and is a predicted model, not a curated record.